ACUCUGUGCUGCCAUUGGUCCUCUGGCUCAGAAUCGUGUGACACAAAGACACCACGCCAUUGGUUCCACUGAGCUGUCACUCAAAAGCAGCCCUCCCACUCCAGCCCAGGGAGAGGUGGGCUGGCGUUGAGGACCUAUUUGAGGCCACCCUGGUUCACCCUGGUCUCAGUGGCAGCCCCUCUCCUCAGCUUCUCCUACAGACCAGAUGCUUCUACUCUCUAGGGCUGCCUGGAGCUCACUGUGUUUAGCGGUGGUUGCCAUGGCAGCAGAGCUGACUCAGGACCAGGUGUCGUGGACCAGGAGAGAAGGGGAAAAUGUCACCUUCAGAUGUACAGACACUGACCAGUGUGGUGACUAUAUCUUCUGGUACCAGAAGAAAGAGAGCGAAACCUUCACCCUGAUUCUCGACAUUAACAAGAGAAAUGGUGGUCUUGAUAAAAGAUACAAACAUCCUCAAAAGGAUGAUUUCUCAUCAGUCCUCAAAGAGAACAGCUGGGAGUUGUUUCUUCAGAAGGUGAACGCGUCCCAUUCUGCCACCUACUACUGUUCCUGUUAUACAAGUGGUGUCACACAAGUUAAUAUCAUCACUGAACUGGUUGUUGGAUAUUUCACUGUGGAUAUCCUAACCUUUGGUCGCGGCACCACCCUGGUUGUUACAGACAGGUCAGUGGUGCGGCCCAAAGUGAGCGUCUACCCAGCGACGGGAGCUGAUUUAAAGGGCCGGCGCUCCCUGCUGUGUGUGGCCAGAGACAUGGUCCCUGAGGAGGUCCGGGUGUCCUGGAGGAGGAGAGGGGGGGGCAGAGGGGGGGGGGGAGGACGGGGAGCAGCUGGAGCUCAGAGCACCGACAUACGCUGCCAGCAUCCUGGUUAUUGAUCAGGGAGAAACCCUCACAGAUCAAUACAACUGUAGGGUUGAGCAUGAGAGCGGUCGGCAGGAGGUGGAGGUCCCAGCAGAAAUGACCUUGACGUCAGAAGGCCCCGGAAUGAUAGAAAUGACCUUGACUUCAGAAGGCCCCGGAAAGACAGAUGUUACCUUAGCGACGGCAGUAACUACAGACCCCCGGCGUCCAGGGAGACCCAGAGAAGGUCCUUCAGAUGAAACACACCAGUCCCUCCAGGUGAUGUCCAGAGCCAGGCUGGCGUCUCUGCUCUACACAGUGAUGGUGGUGAAGAGUGUGCUCUGCUGCUGUGGCCUGGCUCUCCUGCUCCUCCACACCAACAAGACCAGCAGGACGCCCAGAACCAGCACCACCACAGCCCUGGACUGACGCUGCUGUCCCCCAGAACCAGCACCACCACAGCCCUGGACUGACGCUGCUGUCCCCCAGAACCAGCACCACCACAGCCCUGGACUGACGCUGCUGUCCCCCAGAA
Molecule: messenger RNA, 1374 nt
Organism: Gadus morhua (Atlantic cod)
Lineage: Eukaryota; Metazoa; Chordata; Actinopteri; Gadiformes; Gadidae
Exons: 7
Coding region: 206-874 (222 amino acids)
Source: RefSeq, a predicted model, not a curated record